CUUGUUGUCCAACUUCUCUCGGAGCGGCCGGAGAGCAGGCGACGGGACGCAGCCGAGAGGAGACCCCAGAGUCGCGAGGAGCGAGAACCCUGACCCCUAAUCCCACUGCAUCCAUCCAAUAGGAGCCCAGUAAGUGACCCCACCCCCCCCAGGCUGCGGCCUCCUUCCUGUGCAGGCCACCAUGGCGGAGCUGCAGGAGGUGCAGAUCACUGAGGAGAAGCCACUGUUGCCAGGACAGACACCAGAAACGGCCAAGGAGGCUGAGUUAGCUGCCCGAAUCCUCUUGGACCAGGGACAGACUCACUCUGUGGAGACACCUUAUGGCUCUGUCACGUUUACUGUCUAUGGCACCCCCAAGCCCAAACGCCCAGCGAUACUCACCUACCACGAUGUGGGACUCAACUAUAAAUCUUGCUUCCAGCCACUGUUUCAAUUUGGGGAUAUGCAGGAAAUCAUUCAGAACUUCGUGCGUGUUCAUGUGGAUGCCCCCGGAAUGGAAGAGGGGGCUCCUGUGUUCCCUUUGGGGUAUCAGUACCCAUCUCUGGACCAGCUUGCAGACAUGAUCCCUUGCAUCCUGCAGUACUUAAAUUUCUCUACAAUAAUUGGAGUUGGUGUUGGAGCUGGAGCAUACAUCCUGUCGAGAUAUGCUCUUAACCAUCCGGACACAGUUGAAGGUCUUGUCCUCAUCAACAUUGAUCCCAAUGCCAAGGGUUGGAUGGAUUGGGCAGCCCACAAGCUAACGGGCCUCACUUCUUCCAUUCCGGAGAUGAUCCUCGGACAUCUUUUCAGCCAGGAAGAGUUGUCUGGAAAUUCCGAGUUGAUACAAAAGUACAGAAAUAUCAUUACACAUGCACCCAACCUGGACAACAUUGAACUGUACUGGAACAGCUACAACAACCGCCGAGACCUGAACUUAGAGCGUGGAGGUGAUAUCACCCUCAAGUGCCCUGUGAUGCUGGUGGUAGGAGACCAAGCACCCCAUGAAGAUGCAGUGGUGGAGUGUAACUCAAAACUGGACCCCACCCAGACCUCGUUCCUCAAGAUGGCUGACUCUGGAGGUCAACCCCAGCUGACUCAGCCAGGCAAGCUGACCGAGGCCUUCAAGUACUUCCUGCAAGGCAUGGGCUACAUGGCCUCAUCCUGCAUGACUCGCCUCUCCCGGUCUCGCACAGCCUCUCUGACCAGUGCAGCAUCCAUUGAUGGCAACCGGUCCCGCUCUCGUACCUUGUCUCAGAGCAGCGAGUCUGGGGCUCUCUCUUCUGGGCCCCCAGGGCACACCAUGGAAGUUUCAUGUUGAAUGCCCCAUGCUGCCCUAGUGUGGGAUCCAGCCCACACCUCCCCCAGAACUAACCUGGGAGGUGCAGAAGGGCAUUGGGCCAGAGUACGCAAGGGAAAAUGGGCAGAUCACAUGGGAAGAUGAACUUGAUCUUUGAUUGCUACCCUAACCUUGACCUUAACCUGUGAUUCCCCUCAGCCCCUGGGAGAGGUGUUCUAAUAUCUCUGAGGGACCCAGACCCCUAAAUGAUCCUCCUCCCCCGUUUUGGAGUUGAGGUGGAGACGGCAUGUAUCCUUUCUCCCUGAUCUAGGUGUCUGUAGAUGAGGGAUAAGAGGUUGUUGUAGUUGUCAUGGUGCCUCCAUCUGACUCUCCCUACGUACCCCGUCUUUGCAAGGGGAGGGGAUUUGGGGCUGGGGCUGCAUUCACCAAAGCUGAUUUGGCUCCUCAUGAACCCUUCAGGCCUCUGAGGGGUAUGGGCCUACAUGAAUGUGUCGGGGGGAGACUUGCUGGUAGGCUAGUGGUCCUCAGGAGGUGACAGAAACAUCCAGUGUGUAAAAAGGAAGCUGGAAUGGGGGAAGGAUUGGCACUGGAGCAAGAGGAAGGGGCCUGGGCCAUUUGGCUGCACUAACUUUGGUAGCUAUCAGUGUGCAUCUAGAGUGGGCUGGGGAGGGAGCUAAGCUUGGGCCGGGUUGCUUGGGGCUUGGCAUCGAGGUGGAAAGGGCUACCCUGGGGCUCUGGCCACACUGUAUUAUGUGUGGAGGGUGCCCUCCUGUCUCCCACAACUUCUGCUGUAACAAUAAACUGUAGCGGAUCAGAGCACCACUA
Carlito syrichta (Philippine tarsier) is the source of this 2101-nucleotide messenger RNA. It is a transcript of the gene NDRG2, whose product is annotated as NDRG family member 2. The transcript has 17 exons. The record is from RefSeq and is a predicted model, not a curated record. The coding region runs from base 182 to 1297 and encodes 371 amino acids. NCBI's taxonomy places the organism in Eukaryota, Metazoa, Chordata, Mammalia, Primates, Tarsiidae. Gene Ontology annotation, cellular component: cytoplasm. Gene Ontology annotation, biological process: signal transduction.